UUUCAUUCUAAGCUCUUAGUCACCAGUCAAGAUCCAACAAUGUUGCCAAACAGAGCGUUUCGGUUGUUGCUUAUCGCUGCAAUUUUGUUUGUUUCAACAUCUGCCAAUACAGUUGCUCCAAAUAAAGGACUUUACCCAAGCCUCAAGGGUGUAAACGCAUCCAGAGCAGGAGUAUGCACCCUAGAAGUCCCAACCAUUGACCUGAUUAGUCCCGAAGAUCGCGCCUCAGGGGUGCGACCAGAAGGAAACGGUACCAGACCCGGCUUCAGCAAAAUCGACAUUUGUUGCUCAGGAUGGGCCCGCAAGCCCCACACCCAUUUCGAGUGCGAGCCAGUGUGUGACAACGGGUGUCCCAAUGGUAACUGCACGGCACCCAACGUGUGCAGCUGCAGACGUGGCUACGUCAAAGACGUCCUCGGGAAUUGCAUCCCGACGUGUCCCAUUGGGUGCCUGAACGGCGUCUGUACCACCGGUGGGAUUUGUUCGUGUAAUGCAGGGUUCCAGUCCAGUCCAGACGGGAAGUUCUGUACUCCAGUGUGUACGGGCGGGUGCGGACCUGGAGGCGAAUGCGUGGGAGCCGAGUCUUGCCGGUGUCGAACGGGCUUCUCCCUGAGCCGCAACACCAACAAAUGCGAAUACCACUGCGAAGGCGGCUGUGGGGGCGGCACGUGCAUCGGCCCCAACAAAUGCUCCUGCAAGCCUGGGUUCAAAAUGGUUCAAAACUCCUGCGUGGCUGAGUGUCCGCGUGGAUGCAAGAACGGGCGUUGUACGGGUCCGGGUGUCUGUAGUUGCGAAUCUGGAUGGACCCUGGAUAAAACGGGUACAAUUUGCGAGCCCCAUUGCCGGGACCCUUGUCUCAACGCGGAGUGCACUGCCCCCAAUACCUGCACUUGCAAGAAAGGGUACGUCGUGGACCCGACGAACCCUCAGAGCAACCGAUGCGUCGCUCACUGUCCCGGAGGAUGCGAAAAUGGUUCUUGUACCGCCCCCAACUUCUGUAUUUGUAAUCCUGGGUUCGUUAAGGAGGCGAAGGGGAGCAAUAGGUGCGUGAGGAGGCUGAAGAGGUCGCCGCUGAUGCAUUUUGAGCUGAUUCCUGAGCAGAUCGAGAACUAAGUAGGAAGGAGUGGUGUGGUUCAUGGAAUGAACCUUUUUCUAAAUGUGUGUUGUACCAAAAAAUAUAGUAGUUGUAGAAGCA
Molecule: messenger RNA, 1195 nt
Organism: Zophobas morio
Lineage: Eukaryota; Metazoa; Arthropoda; Insecta; Coleoptera; Tenebrionidae
Product: epidermal growth factor-like protein
Exons: 4
Coding region: 40-1113 (357 amino acids)
Source: RefSeq, a predicted model, not a curated record